AUGCUGGUCGAGAGCGUUCGCAAGUUGGAUCACGUGCUCAAGGUCAUCGAGGCGGCCAAGCGUCGCACCAUGAUGCACAUGACCAGCUUCGCGGCUACUCUGACGCUGCUGAAGCAGGCGCUGGAGGCCCUGUUCGCGAAGACCGACGCCAACCAGACGCGCAUCCUGCACUCACGGCUGCUGACUGAGGCCAAGCCGAAGCAGGUCCAGGACGUUGAGCGUGUCAAAUGCGCCAUCAAGGACAGCCAGCUGCAGCUGCCCGAGUACGCUACGAGCGAGGAGACUACCAACCUGCAGACGGUGGACGACGUUGUCGAUGAACUUAUUAACAUGCCGUUGAUGCAGCUCGUUGACUGGACUGCGACGUGGGCAAAGAUCGCGGAGCACCACUCGAGCGCGACUCACGUGCUGGAGUUUGGACCUGACCUUGGCGUGGCGAAGCUGAGCGACAAGUUCGCGGAAGGCCUGGGCAUCGAGGCGGUGAUGGCGACCGCCAAGCACCCCGUCAUGAGCACAUCGACGAAGUACACCCCUCACAUCGGCCUGCAGCAGUUCAUCGACGCUACGCCGACCUUAACGCCUGCCGAGGUGAUGUGGGCAAAGAAGUUCGGCCCGCAUGUGACUGCGUCGGGCGGGCUCUACAACAGGUUCACGCACGCGCUGAACAAGCCCCCCAUCGUGGUCGCGGGUAUGAAGCCCACGACGAGCCUGGAAUGUAUUGACCUCGUUGCAGGAAUCCAGAACGCGGGUUUCCACGGCGAGCUUGCGGCGGGUGGCCUGUCGCGCCCGAACAUCUUCGAGGACGCGGUGAACGAGCUGGUGUCGAAGAUAAAGCUUGGUCUUGGCAUCACGAUCAACAUGCUGUACCUGAACGCGAAGCACGGCGUGCUUAUCGAAAGCAUCACAAUUGGCGCUGGUAUCCCAACGCAGGAGCGUGCGCUUGAGAUGAUGUCGCAGAUGGAUGCCGUUGGCAUCAAAGUGGUGUGCUUCAAGACCGGUUCGGUGGACGGUAUCCACGCGGUGCUGAAGAUUGCCGCGGCGAUGCCGUCGAUGACCGUGAUGCUGCCGUGGACUGGCGGCCGCGCUGGUGGCCACCACAGCUUCGAGGACUUCCACCAGCCGAUGGAGGAGACGUACGCCGCCAUCCGUCGCGUGUCGAACGUGCUGCUGCUGCAGUACCUCACGGGCGAGUGGAGUCUGUCGCGCGGCCACCUGCACAAGAAGCCUGCGGAUGGUAUCCUGAUGGGCUCUCGCGUGAUGGUCGCGAAGGAGGCUGCGACCGCGCCGGCAGUGAAGAAGCUGCUGGUGGACACUCCUGGUAUCGAGUCGGAGCUGGAGUGGGAGACGAGCUACACGGGCGUCGUGGGCGGCGUUGUCACGGUGACAUCGGAGCUGGGCGAGCCGAUCCACGUGGUGGCCAACCGCUGCGCGCUGCUGUGGAAGGAGUUCAACGACAAGUACUUCUCGAUCCCGCGCGAACAGGUGGAGCUGGUGCUCCGCCUGAACAAGCAAGACAUCAUCGCGCGCCUGAACGCGGACUACCAAAAGCCUUACUUCGGCUGUAAGCGCAACGUCGAGACGGGCGAGGUUGUCCCGACGGAGCUGGAGGAGAUGUCGUACGGAGACGUGUUGACGCGACUGGUCGACUUGACCUACGUGGAGGUGGAAGGCAAGCCGCAGCGCUGGUUCAUCACGCGCACGGAGGAGCGUUUCCGUCACGAGAGCGCUGGUGCACUGUUUGACCAGUCGGAGCUCAAGUCAAACCCGCGCGAAACGCUGAGCGCAUUCAUUGCGAAGUACCCUGCGACGGUGUCGACGCUGAUGUCGGUGCCGGACUGCGACUUCUUCCUGGAGCUGUGCCGCAUGGGUGGCAAGCCGGCGAACUUCGUGCCUGUGAUCGACACGGAAUCCAAGACAAGGUUCAAGAUGGGACUCUCUGUGUGCGACGAGCAGCGCGUGUUCAUCUUGCAGGACCCCGUGGCUGUCCGCUACGGCACGGAGGUGGACGAGCCCGAGGUGGAUAUUCAGGGAGGCAUCAAUACUGGCUUCAUCAACGUCGUGAAGGAGAGCGAUGCGAUUGCUGCCGCACCGGUUGCUGCUGCCAAGCCGAUUGUGGACAUCGCCGGUGCUGAGGUCACGAAGAGCGAAGGCAGUGUGGAGAUUGCGGCGCUCGCCGCGUCCGUGCGCGACAAGGACUGGCUGGAGGCGCUUAUCGUGUCAACUCACGUCGUGGAGAAGAAGAUGUGGCUUGUGAUCCCGAUCACGAAGAAGGAGGCGUCGAAUGUCGUUGUGGUGAACGAGAUGGCGUUCCAGUACUACCCUGAGCUGCCAUGCUCGAUCCACGCUGAGGGCAGCGGCUUCAUCGACAAGAUGUUCUACCCCUACUUCUGGGUGACCAUCGAGGGCAAGGAAGAGGAGUCGUGCGAGGCGGCGUGCACGGAAAGAGUGAUGUCUCCUUUCACGGCCGACUUCAGCAUCACAAAGGAGGAAAUCGUGGCGUACUGUACCGCGUUGGGUCUCAGUAAGGACGAGGAGGGUGCCCCCGCCAACUUCGUGACGAUCGUGCCGUGGCGUCCGCAGAUCCGGUCGGUGUUCACGAAGGAGGUGAAGGCCAACCUGCUGGGCCUGUUGCACCUGGCGUCCGCGACGUUCCUGCCUGACGACGACAUCGUGACUCACGAUGCUCACGAUUCAACGUGCACGGUGGCCCUCAUUUCGCGCAAGACGGUGGGCGAGCAACUGGAGGAGGUGCUGUUGCCGCUGGUGGAGCUGCACAGCGAGUUCCUGAUCCGCGGAUCGUUCAAUGACUUUGAGCCGAUGUUUUUGAUCGACAAGCCGACGGACGAUUUCGUGACCAAGCGCCAGAAGGAUGUGGAGAUCCUGAAGGCGAAGUCAUGGCUGAAGCUUGCUGCCGAGGCCUCGGUGAGAGUCUGUGACCACUUGUCGUUUGAGCUGACGACGAAGAAGCAUUACGCGUCCAUCAACUCACUGAGCUUCGUGGAGGCUUCGGUCGUGCUGUGCCGUGAAGAGGCUGGUUCGAAGAUGGAGACCGGCAUGGUGCAGUAUGGUAUGAUGAAGCAGGCGCCGAUGGCGUUUGGGUGCCCUGGUGGUAUUCACCUGCGCACGACAUUCGGUCUCUUCAUCCUCGAGAUGGUGCGGAAGAAACAGAAGUCCAUUACGGCGCACUUUUGGUGA
Phytophthora sojae is the source of this 3195-nucleotide messenger RNA. RefSeq lists its product as hypothetical. The transcript has 13 exons. The record is from RefSeq and is a predicted model, not a curated record. Gene Ontology annotation, molecular function: fatty acid synthase activity; enoyl-[acyl-carrier-protein] reductase (NADH) activity. Gene Ontology annotation, biological process: fatty acid biosynthetic process. Lineage: Eukaryota; Oomycota; Peronosporomycetes; Peronosporales; Peronosporaceae. The coding region runs from base 1 to 3195 and encodes 1064 amino acids. Gene Ontology annotation, cellular component: fatty acid synthase complex.